UCCGCAGCUGUCAGCAGCCUGAUGUUAGUUGUUUUGGAAAUCUUGAGCGAACGAAAAAAAAAACACUCGGGAACUAGGCGUAUCGAAACAAGAGCUCUUCGAAUUUCAGCUGUGGCGUUCGUACACGGGGUGGUAGUGUUGCCGAAAACAAUUCAUUUGCCAGCCAUCUACCUCAGCGAACAUUCUAGCGCAAAAUGGCAAAGAAAGCGUUCCAGCAUCAGGCUGGCACGGCCAUGGAGUGUUUAAGCAUUCCCAUCACGUUACACAAAGAGAAGGACAUCGACGAGGAGGGCCGGGAGGUGCUAAAAUGUGGGUUCAAAAUUGGCGGUGGCAUCGAUCAAGAUUUCCGGAAAAGUCCCCAGGGUUACACGGAUUAUGGAAUUUAUGUGACGGAGGUACACGAAGGUAGUCCGGCAGCUAAAUCGGGCCUGCGGAUGCACGAUAAAAUACUGCAAUGCAAUGGGUACGAUUUUACCAUGGUAACGCACAAGAAGGCCGUUAGCUACAUACGUAAAAAUCCCGUCCUAAACCUGCUCGUUGCCCGGAAAGGCGUUACGUCGACCUAAGCAACCAACCAACCCACCCAGCCUACGUAGCUGGUACGGGAAUCCCCGAACGGGCGCGCAUAAAUAUAGAUAAUGCUGGAAAUACUCUGGCUGCUGCGAGGGAUACCAAGCGACAACAACAUUCCAGAUGUGCAAGACAUUUCCGGGUGGGCUUUAAACAUUCCAUACAAUAGUCCACCUCAAUAUCCCUCUCAUGACCACCUCAAUAUUCCUCCUUCGGUCUCGUUCAACUCUCAAAAGCCACCCGUUGCGCCUUUUUGUAUGCAGCUCGCGCAGUAGCAGCUCGGUUUUUACACGCAUUUUUUGCACAUCGAAAAGGGGAAAGAUCGUUUUUAUUGCAUAUUUCUAUUGAUUAUUUGUAAGCAUGUUAGUCCCUAGGUAUAGCUAAUAAUGAUAACAAUGAGAUCCGUGUUAACGUCUGUAUGGGUGUGUGUGUGUUAGCUAACGCCAGUUUUUACACCAACUGCGCAGACCGGGCUGCGUGAAUGCCCGCAGGAUGCAUUUAUAUAGUUGCUUAUUAUAAUAGGAAGAUUUUCCUUGAGUUUUGUUUUUGUGAGGUGAGAUUUUAGGCGCAUUUUUUACAGAUGUGGCAGAAGUAGACGUAGUGUUAGUAAAUGGUUAAAAUAACUUAAAAGAAAUCGCACGGGAACCGUUGAUGAGCAGCUAUGACAAAUCGAGGAGAAGAAGAUAUUACAGACAAACAGCAAACGGUUUAACAGCAAAAAUCGAACCAUAAAAAGUUGAUAAACAAAUACACACACACACACACACAGAGUAACAGUCAUACAUACACACCCACACACACAUAUUUUAUAGGAAAAAAGACCUCCUUUCGUACGGGGCGAGCUCUCGUAGUUUACAACGCAAACGGCGGCGGUCGUCAUCACUUUCAUAUUUUAGCUAUUAAAAAUGUAUGCCAAAGUAAGAUUAAACUGUGUAAAAGAGAGA
Messenger RNA from Anopheles stephensi (Asian malaria mosquito), 1514 nucleotides. RefSeq names its product tax1-binding protein 3 homolog. Bases 195 to 566 code for a protein of 123 amino acids. Gene Ontology annotation, cellular component: postsynaptic density; postsynaptic membrane; adherens junction. The transcript has 3 exons. NCBI's taxonomy places the organism in Eukaryota, Metazoa, Arthropoda, Insecta, Diptera, Culicidae. The record is from RefSeq and is a predicted model, not a curated record. Gene Ontology annotation, biological process: neurotransmitter receptor transport, endosome to postsynaptic membrane; neurotransmitter receptor transport postsynaptic membrane to endosome. Gene Ontology annotation, molecular function: protein binding.